AUGACCUUGGCCGCGAUCAUGUUCCCUCCAAUGCAGCACGGUCCAACACGAGUGAUAGCUUAUGGGAGCAAUUUAUUCUCCCAGCUCAACUCUUUGCAGCAGCUCAACUCGACUUUCACUAAGCCAUACACGAUAGAGGACGCAGCGAGCCUUGUUGCUGUCAGCACGUAUCAGACGAUCUACCGCGCAACUUCAGGCGAGAUUAAGGUGCUCGGCGAAUCGGGACACCUUUUGGAGGGGCUUAUAGCGGGUAAGGGUGCAUCGAAGUUAACCUUUGUCGGACAGGACAUUAUCGAAGCAGUGCUGGAUGGCGAUGGAAGACGAAGUUGGUUCUUGAACUAUAACACCGGACGGGUGAGCGAAGUCGAGGGAGGUUGGAAAACAGCUGUUUCUGAUGGGAGGGGGAGGUGCAUGGCUAUUGAUCAGGAGGGAGCGGUGUAUCUGUUCGACUCUACGCGUUUCUUCAGAGCUGCGACUGGUGACUCAGACUCUGCAAAGGCACUCAGAAAGGUAACCAUGUUCAAGGGGCAUGCCUACGACGAAGCCAAGAACAGCCUCCUCCCAACCACUGUGGAGCUGCCGAAGUUCAAGGCGAUCUCAGCCGGGAGUGCACAUUUUGUGCUUCUUGCCGCCGGUUCCAAACUAGAGUGUCCAGUCUGGAUCUACGGAGACGCACGAUUCGGUGCUGUACCCCUCACACCUUUCUCAAACACUACCUUCGUCGGCACCCUCUCCAGCAAACCCUCACCUUCUGCACAACCAACAGACGUACCAUAUUUGAUGCCGGUCCCCCACUUUUCCCCACUCGAAGGCUUUCCCGAUCCCAUCUCCGAUAUCGUCACCGGCUCACGCCAUACCAUUGUCCGCACCAUCUUUGGCGACCUCUAUGGGUGGGGCUGGAACGAACACUCCCCUUUGCUUCCACUCAAUCUUCCACCUAAACAGAAAGAGGUAGAAUGGGAGAACAAUAUCAUCUCUGAACCGGCCGUAAUGGAUGUUCAUCUUCCCCCAGGCCCGAAUGAGACGCAGACCUUCGCGUUCAGGAAUGUUGCGGCAGCAGGAGGGAGGAGUUUUGCGUUGAUCAAGGCAGGUGAAUUAGCCGUUGCGGGUAGUAAUGAGUUCAAUACGCUCGGUUUAGCGGCUGAGCGGGAAUUGAAAGGUCUGAAAGAGAGGGGUAGGAAGGGAGAGAGAAGUUUCAGUCAGAUCAAGAGGGAGUUUGAGUGCGUGGAUGGUAUGCAGCUCCACCCGGACUUCAAGGAGUGCAAUGAGAAUGGGGAACGAGGGAAAGUGAUGGUAGUGGACGUCCAUGCGACGUCGUUGGCCACUUUUCUGACUCUCGCCGAUCGCUUGCCAGGUAGCGAUGAGAUCCGUGGUAGAGGGGUUUAUGUCAUGGAUUAA
This is a messenger RNA of Ustilago hordei, 1398 nucleotides long. RefSeq lists its product as uncharacterized. The transcript has a single exon. Bases 1 to 1398 code for a protein of 465 amino acids. The record is from RefSeq and is a predicted model, not a curated record. Lineage: Eukaryota; Fungi; Basidiomycota; Ustilaginomycetes; Ustilaginales; Ustilaginaceae.